GGGUUCCUAUGUAUCUCUCUCUAUUUAACUUCUCAUUUUGCGCCGCCCAACAGCUUCUGCGUCAUCCCCCGAAGAAGGCUUCUCUCCUUGUUAACUCGGCGUCGUGAAAAUGGUUGCUGCAAAGAAGACGAAGAAGUCCCAUGAGGGAAUCAACAGCAGGUUGGCUCUGGUCAUGAAGAGUGGAAAAUACACUCUUGGCUACAAAUCUGUUCUCAAGUCCCUUCGCAGCUCCAAAGGUAAGUUGAUUCUUAUCUCUAGUAACUGCCCACCGUUGAGGAGAUCAGAGAUUGAGUACUACGCUAUGCUUGCUAAAGUUGGUGUUCAUCACUACAAUGGCAACAAUGUUGAUUUGGGCACUGCUUGUGGAAAGUACUUCCGUGUUUCUUGUCUCAGCAUUGUUGAUCCUGGUGAUUCCGACAUCAUCAAGUCUCUUCCUGGAGACCAGUGAUUGUCGUUUUUGAUCGAGCCGUGUUGUGUUUUUUUUUUUUGUUAUCCUAUCUUAUCUGUUUUAUGAAAACUCUUUCGAAGAUUGUUAGGUUGUUUUUGGUUUCUAAACUACUUAUGGUUAAUGAUAAUUUGGUUUCUGAAUCCCUUAUGGUUGGUUCAUGAUAUUAUCGCCUCGCUAUUCAAAU
Molecule: messenger RNA, 632 nt
Organism: Eruca vesicaria subsp. sativa (arugula)
Lineage: Eukaryota; Viridiplantae; Streptophyta; Magnoliopsida; Brassicales; Brassicaceae
Source: the annotation of a GenBank genome assembly